Messenger RNA from Branchiostoma belcheri (Belcher's lancelet), 3771 nucleotides. Its product is annotated as stress response protein NST1-like. Lineage: Eukaryota; Metazoa; Chordata; Leptocardii; Amphioxiformes; Branchiostomatidae. The record is from RefSeq and is a predicted model, not a curated record. The transcript has 3 exons. The coding region runs from base 303 to 2234 and encodes 643 amino acids.
UCAAAAUACUGAUUUAUUACAAAAUCUAAUCUGCUAUACAUAAUUCCGUUUUAUGCGUGUGCUGUACAAGUAGACACAGUAAUUUGUUGGCUUAUUUUCCGCUUGCGGAUGAACACUGGCAGCUGUGUCAACAGGCACCGGCUUACAAUAACAACCGUAAAUUGAGCAGGAUUGGGCUGACCGUGAUGCUUAUUUGUCAAUCGGUUUCCCAAGAAAAAGCUGUUUCUACGUCAUCCACGAGGACAGAAACAAGGUGUCUACAAAGGUGAUAGAUACCACCAAACUCCCGGACUUGUCAGAUAAUGACCACAGCAUUCCCCUACCCUCCUCGACACGUGGUACACACGUCCAGAGUCCCAGCAUCACGGAUUCCUGCACCAGCAGACAACAUGAAGAAACAGGAUGCACAGCAGAGGUUGGUGGGGAACACGCGCUCACGGCUGGAGGUCCUACAGCAGCAGUAUCAGCAGAAACUGCUCAGGGAACGGGAGGCUAAAAUGAUCGAAAUUUACGAGAAGAAUCAGCAGGCAGCCCUCCAGAAGGUUAAUCGCCAAACAAGCUUGAGAGACUUCUUCAAAGAAAGAAGAAGCCUGGAGGCUACAAAAGGGGGAGCUGUGCCUAGCAUCCAGCAUCAUUAUAAGAACAAAGUGAAACAACAGAACCAGUUUGCCUACAAGAGUAAGCAACCAGUCUGGAACCCUACACGCACACGUAGGGGACCUGAGGCAGAACGGAAACCUUGGUCUGGCAUUAACAGGGGGAAUCCUCUGCAGCCUAUCCAGAGGCAGGCAAUAUCAGCAGACGACCGCUACCGGCAGCCAGAUCCUGAUGGACACUAUGAAACAAGUGAUGACUUGACCAGUAACCACAGCAGCAACCCUCCAAGUGAUCUGGAGGACGAGGAUGUUGAAUUCAAAUUUGUCCCAAAGCCUCCAGUUCAGCAGAGACCUGGUAAGGUACGACAGACCCGACGAGCAGUGAAACAGGACAGCUCCAGAAAAGAUGUGAAGCAGUUUAGUCCAGAAGACGAUGGUUACUACAGCAAUCAGCAGGAAGACAGUGGCUACAGUGGUAAUCCUGCCAGAGAAUCUGAUGACCAGCCACCAACAAACUUCGCUAAAGCAAAGCUGCUGGGAAAGAUCAAGCAAAAGGAACGGGACAGAAUUGCUAGUAGAGAGGGAACCUUUCACUCUGAUUACGGGGAAAAAGAGUCAGCUGGAGACAAAGAUCAGCCUAAUGAAGGUGAGAGGAAGAACAAAAGGGAUGUUUUAAAGCAACAAGAAGAAGAACUGAUGGCUCUUCUGAGACAGAGACAGGAAGAACUGGAAAAACUUAAGCGUGAGAAUGAAGAGGCAGAAAGACAAGAGGAAGAAAGGAAACGAAAGGAAGCUCAACGAAGAAAAAGGCUACACGAAGAGAGACAAAGAAGGGAAGAGGAGCUGAGGAGGUUGGAAGAAGAGGAACAAAAAGCACAAGAGGAGGAAGAGAAUGAUGAACAAAACAGCAGCAGACAUGAUGAGGAUGAGGAUGAUUGGUACCAGAACAAAGAGAAAGAAGAUGAAGAAAACAGUUUGUACCAGAACAAAGAGAAGGAAGAUGAUGAGGACAGUUGGUUCCAGGACAAAGAGAAAGAAGAGCAAAAUUUCAAUGCUACUUAUACCAUGAAGCAAAAAGAAAAGCAAGUUAGGCAUGAAAAGCCUAAGAAAGAACAUCAGUUACCAAUACCUGAUAAUCAGAAAGAAGCAAAACCCAAUGAAGAUUUGGCUUUUUACAUUGAAGCAGCUGAAGGUUCAGAAGAAGUGCCACUGAACCUGACUCCAUGCCCUAAUUGUGGCAGGAAAUUUGCUGUUGAAAGACUGGCCAAGCAUCAAAAGGCUUGUUCCUCCAUGAAGAAACGUAAAGUCAUGGAUCCGACAAAGAUGAGGACACAGGGAACAGAGAUGGAAAAGUAUUCAGAUCCAAGAGAUAAGAGGCCAGAACCUUCGAGCAAGAAGGCUGACUGGCGCAAGAAGCGGGAAGAUUUCAUCCAGGCGAUUCGCUACGCUAAGAAGGUGGCAGAAGUGGAGAAGAACGGUGGGAAUGUGGCAGACCUCCCCCCUCCCCCACGCAGCGAGAACCCAGACUACAAGCAGUGCCCUUACUGCCAGCGGAAGUUCAACGAAACUGCUGCGGAGCGCCACAUUCCAAAGUGUAAAGAGAUUAAAUCUCGUCCACCCCCCAUGAAGCGUAGAUAACAACUUCAGCAGUAACCUCACAGUAUAAGAGAUUGACAUUAGCACAUACUGUGAACUAUAUCCAACUUGUAACUACUGUAUCAGUGUGGUCUGUUGUCAUUCCAUUAUAUACCUGUAGUUGUAAAGGUUUGAAAGAGCCAUAUCUAUGGACAGUAUUUUACUAUGAAUCUAUAUUUUGGUCAGCUAUACUAUGGCUUGCACAUAUGUACAGCUGCCAACACUUGUAUGUGAUAUAUGAUAUAUGAUUGAAGAACAAUUAAGUACUUCAGGAUCACUUGUGAUAAUCUGAAGUUGUCAGACUAGGAGUGGUGAACACACCCCAUCCUGGAGUGGAAAAGUAUAACUCAGGGAGGUGGGUGAUGAAAGGUAAAAGAGCAGAUCUAUACAUAUAGAUGUGUUAACUCAUUGUAGUCUGGCAACCUGGUCACCAGUGAUUUAAUGAUAAAUUAUACCUGUAUCACAAGUUACAAUUAUACAUCCACCAUAUAAAUGUUGUGUAAGCACUGUUGCAUCAGUCCCUCAUCACAGACUGUUUGUUGCAUUGGAUAUACCAUCAUACUGUGUUUUGUGCAGUUCUCGUUAAUCCUACAUAUUGAAAUGAGAAUGGAAAUACUGUACUGAAAAAUUGUGUUUGUGUUGUAAAAUGUGUAAAUAAUAGUAUCCAAGAGAGCUGGUGUUUAUGUGAUAUGAUAGAUGUGUUAAUGUUGUGCCUGUUGGUUAGACCUGCACCUAUCAUGUCAGGUGCCUAGAUUUUUAGAGUUUGCACUCUUGUGAAGAGUAUACUUUCUACUGCAAGAAAAAAAAUAACUACAAACCCCAGAAAAAGUAUGUCCUUCUUUCUGAUAACUUGAUCAUAAUAAGGUCAGAGAAAGGACAAUUGUAAAUUAUAAUUUGCUUGAAAUUUUGCAUUGUGAUUUUAAGAUAAGCUUUCCAGGAUAGCCUUGUAAGUGUCAACCAAAAAGCCUUCCAUUUUAGUCAAUAUUAAAUCAGGCAGCACAAAGUAGCUAUUACCAUGUUUCAGGUCUCCACAAAGCUAGGGGUUCUCUGCUGGAAGCACACUUGAAAGGGACCUUGAUGACAGAGAUUGCUUAAGACUCCAGAUCAGGAGCUGCAUAUAUACAGGCUAAUAGCCAACCUUUUAAGCAAAAUAUUCUUGAAAGAUGUUGAAGUAAAUGCAACAGCUCAAUGGAUGGUGGUGUUUGCUGCCUUAUUUUGAGUGGAACCCUGCUGCUUUAUGUUUACGUUUUAAGUCUUUUAAGUGUCCUUGAAUUUCUUGCUUUGUUAGUAUCCAAGGUGAUUGUAAUAUAACACCAUCAGGUAAGAACACCUUCAAGUCAGAACACACAGUUGUAUGUAAUUGCGUGGUUGGUCCAGUGCACAGAGACAAACUGAUGUAAGAUGUAGUUUCAGUUUGCUGACAUUAAAGUACAAAAGCAGGCAGGUAUGAUUCCAUUCUCUAGUAACUUUGCUAAUAAAGCUGCACACCAGAGCGGGUGUAACGUGUGGAUCAGUAUUACCAAACACAGUAGCAGUUAAC